AAAAAUGACGCCAAGAACCGUGAUGAUCUCGAUCUGGAAACAAAUCGCAAAUAUUGUGGUUCCCUACAAAAAGCCUGUAAAUUCCUAUUUAUCUACUCACUCCCCUUGACCCAUGUUGAUCUCACCGCCAACUCCAUCAUUCACACAUUUUCCCAUGUGGCUCGUCAUCUAGACCGCACCAUGGUCCUGCCUGACUUCAGUCACCUUCCCUAUUGCAUCGAAACAUUAAAAACAACGUUUCCCACCGUAAACUUUAUCUCCCAAUCGAAAUUUGAGCGAUGGACCAGAGAACGGUUCAGAAAACCCAUCGCCCAACAUUUCCAUAUCACCAAUGGGACAUUCGCACCGUCGGUAAUUUCCCAUAAUGAACCUACACAGGAUAAUUCGCAUCAUAGUGUCAACUGUUUCAACAGGUUUGACAUUCAAUUGAAUCAUGAGAGCACUUAUCACAGUUUACAAGUUGAACGGGACGCGUUAUCCGACUUGAGGAAGCUUUUAAUAAAAUCUUUCCUCCACUCGGACGCCGAAGUCUUGCUUAUUAAAAACGACAUGGAUCAAGACGCGGGCUCACAUCCGGUUGCAACGUAUUCAACUCGCAUCGCAUGGGAAGCGUGGAAGAUAAAGAUGGCGUUGGGACCGUACGUGGCAGUGCAUUGGAAGAUGGAAGAGAUGCGGGCGGAGAAUAUGCAUACUUGUGUGGAUCGGUUGAAGAGUAAGUUGAUGAAGAUUAAGAAUAAAUAUGGGAUACAGAAUGUCUAUUUGUCAACGGAUUAUCCCAUCUCGUCGGAGUUUGCACAUCCGAAUUCGUAUAAACGGUUUAAACAACAUCACCACCGAGCAAUUUUAAUGCUGAACUCCACGGUAAAUAUCAAUUCGUGGAUCAGUUUGGGCGCUGGUGAGUUACGCCGAGAAUUAGAGAAUUUCAGCGGUAAAGAUCCAGGGAACGGAAAUAAUAGAGGGGGCGAUGGACUCGGCGUAUUUGGGGAUGGAGAAGUACAGAGGGUAUUGGAUCAGAUGGAUGUUGCAAACAGCGGAGCAUGUUCGCACGAACGGUGGGAAACUCUCGGCGAGAGAUCUCAGAAGCGGAAAACAAGAGGUAUCCUGUUUCACCUACUCCUAUACGUUCAGGCUAAGGACCUGAUGGAGACUCCCGAUGAAGAGGAGGCGGUACCGAUGCCUUACAAUGAUGGGAUUUGCACUUGUGAUUUUUUUAUCAUUGCAAAUUGUGAAUAUGUGGAUGAAACGGAAGAAAGAGAAAAUUAUGAUCCAGUAAAGUAUCUGGACUUGGAUCCAAACUUAAACUUUGAGUUUCCACUUGGCACUACCGUUUACCAUAUAACUCGAGAAUUCCAUAAAUCCACUAGAUCCAACAUUGGACGUCAUGUGACAGCCCUUGCCAGCGCUCAGUCUGCCGAUGGUUCCCUUUCGGUCAACAUAGUGAUGCCUUACUACUCUUUCCUCAAGCACAUGUACAAGUUCAGUUCCUACUGUAAACUUAGGAUCCGCAUUCGCGAUGAACACGGAAAAUGGAAAUCAGUAAAAUUCUCAGUCCACAGAUUCUGGCUAAAUACCCAAACCCAACAAUCUUUCCCUGCUGUCAAAUCAAAAUCAAGUAAACAAAACCUUGUCAGGGUAUUCAUGAUAGGCCAAUCAAGUCAAUAUAGUUCGGUAUUUAGGUCCAAUAAUGUGUCCUCUAUUUAUUCUGCCAAGAGAUCUUUACCUUCCGAAUUCAGUGAUGUAUAUUUCUGCAAGGCGGCGGCUGAAUUGGUUACUUACUUGAACGUGAUUGCUGACGUCUCUUUAUUUUCGGAGUCUGAAUCACGAGGUGCUGAUGUGGUACACAUCCACGGUUCUAUCAAUGCUCUCGCCGUUGAAUUCAUCAAAGAAUUUCAUAAAGAUAAUAAUCCCCAGAAUAUUCCUUCGUCAACAGUAUAUACCCUGCACGAUCACUAUGACGAACAGCUCUACUCUGUCGGACCCAAGAAUCUAAAUCGAUUCGUGGACGCCAAAAAAUUUAGAGCUAGAAAUUUACGUUACUUCCGUGGAGAUCGAUUAUUCCCCUCACCGCUAGGAAUAAACGGAUCAAAUGUCGCGACCUUCGUAUCAAAAGAAGGAGCACAAUACAUUGUGGAGAGGACACCGGAUUUUUACAUGAGAGGGUUGAUCAUGCCAAGUAUACUGCUAAAGGCGGAGAAUAGACAAUGGGUGGGAAUAAACAGAGACCUUGAUCCGAUCACCUUAAGUCCAUUCGACAGCACCGUGUUGUUAGAAAGCAAUUCCAUUUAUCCAGAUAACAUCGAUUCAUUUAAUGUUGAUCUAUUCUACGCUGAAGUCGCCGAAUCCAUGGAAUUACAACCGUUGAUACACACCGCAAAGAUGAAUGCAAAGAAAUACCUGAUUCGUGAAGGUUUAUUGGAAGAGGAGGAUCUAAAAAAACCAUUACUAUUUUUUACUGGUAACUUUGGAUAUCAUAAAGGAUUUCAAUUCUUUGAUUCUGUAGCAGGAAUCCUGAAAAAGCAUAACGCGAAAAUCAUGAUUGUGGUGCCGAAAGAUGACUUACCGCGCGACGAAGGUGGUGACAAUGUAGAAGAGUUGAUGGGUAAGUAUCCGGAUGAGGUGAUGGUGUUUCAUGACGAGCAAAUGGUGGCUGAAUGGGAGGCACUAUUUAGAGCAGCCGCGGAUAUGCAAUUCUUGCCUUUAUUUAAGGAACCGUAUGGAAUGCUGGAUACGGUCGGAGGGUUCUUGUUUGGAAAUAUGAUAGUGGGGAGUGGGACAAGAGAGUCCAUAGAACUCUUUGUUAAUGAAACACUCAAGAAGAAUACGGAUAAGGAUGGAUCGGAUAACAACGGACAAACACCGGAAAAUUUGGCAGAGGAUGAUCGGAACGAUAAAGAGAUUGAACAAUACCAUAAGUCUAUUUCAUAUUUUUCAUUUGAUUUUGAUCCGCGUGAUUUAAAAAGUACAAUUGAAAGUUUGGAUCUUGGGCUAGAGCUCGCUGUCGAGAAUUGGAAGAGCAUGGAGUCGGAUGUUAGGAAUGGGGAGUUGUUUCUGAGGAAGUUGAUUAAAGACGCGCAAAGAUUGAUUCGGAAUUCAAAAAAUGAUGAGAUUGAGAGGUAUAAGAAGGUUUAUAAGGUGGCGAUGUUGCAGACGAAUGAUGAACUGGUUGAGGCACAGAAUGUAAUGGAAACAUAA
Molecule: messenger RNA, 3192 nt
Organism: Acaulospora colombiana
Lineage: Eukaryota; Fungi; Glomeromycota; Glomeromycetes; Diversisporales; Acaulosporaceae
Source: the annotation of a GenBank genome assembly